AAAAACCAGGAAGGAAGAGAGAAAGAGAGAAAAUGCGAGAAAUGGAGAGAGAGAUAGAGAUGUUAAAAAGUCAAAGCAAACGACUCGGUCCCACGGGUAAGCAGUCAACAUGGUUACCGGAGAGAGCAGAUCUGAAACGUGAUGUCUCGUGUCAUAUAUAUAAUACGUGGGGCCACCCAUAGACUAGGCCACUGCCCCACCCGGUCUCCGGUCGCAAACGCCUCCCCCGGGCCGUCAAAUUCGUUGACUUGGCCUGCCCCUUUCUUCUUCUCCUUUAAUAAAUUAAAAUUAUUUAUUUUUCCUUUUUUUCUAUUUCCUCACGUGGAACGCGGCGCUUCCUUCGGGACGGUGGAUUCAUUUCUUUCUCUUUUCUUUUUCUUUAGGCAUUUGAUUAAUGAACGAGUCAAAACUCUUUCUUAAAGAAAAAUGUAGACCAAACCCACCCCCUUCUUUCACUCCUUUGUCGCAACAAUUCAAGUUCGGGUCUCACUUCAAAUAUCCACCCAAACCCGGAUCCAUAUUUUUCUUUAAAUUUAUAAAAGAAGUGGUGAAGUGGUAAACGGGUGAUCCGUUUGAGAACCCGUUAAUUCAUGUGGAGAGUAAAGACCCAGUGCCAGCUGGAGAGGUCUCGUGACGCACCGUCUGACGCAACACAUGAAAAUCCCAUCAAUUUCUCAAAAAUCCAAAUCUAAUUCUGGUCUACGUCCAACCCUUUUUAUAGCCGACCCAGUUGCAGCGGUUAAAGACUUCACAGACUUCUCACGCAUAACACGUCUCUUUUCUCUUUCUUCCGCGUUGCGAUUCUGGUCUCUGUUUUUCCUUCUCUCCUCUAUUUUCUCUUUGUAUAGAUCUCUUUCCUUCUUGAUUUAUGGACAAAGGAUGGGGUCUAGCCCUUGAUUGUGAUCCUCAUAUCUCCUUCAACAAGCCUUCUUCUGCGCCUGUACUCGAUUCUUUCUUCAAGAUUAAAAAAAAUCUUGACGUGCCUGACUCCGUUAAGAUGUUUCCCUUUCCUGUUACUGUUUCCCGCCGGGAUGACCAUGCUUCUCCGUCUGCCGCCGAUGACAACCGUGUUGUUGUUGGUGAAGUCGACUUCUUUUCUGAUAGCAAGAAUAUAGCUGUUAGCGAUAACAGAAAUGACGAUGAUGAGUCUAAAGCCACAUGUGUCACUGUCAAGAAGGAGAAUUCUUACGGUGAAGCCGCUCCAAGGUCAAGCCUCCAUGUAAAUACUGGAUUGCACCUUCUCACUGCUAACACUGGAAGUGAUCAGUCGACGGUGGAUGAUGGGGUAUCAUCGGACGUUGAUGAUAAACGAUCAAAAAGUGAGCUGGCACAAUUGCAAGUAGAGCUCCAAAGGAUGAAUGUAGAAAAUCAAAGGUUGAGAGACAUGCUUAGUCAAGUAACCAACAAUUACAAUGCUUUACAGAUGCAUCUUGUAGCUUUGAUGCAGCAGCAGCAGCAGCAACAGCAACAGCAACAAAACCAUGGAACUGAAGCCAACCAAGAGCAUGAGGUUGUUCAAGUAAAGCCUGAGGAAAAGAAGCACGAGGUGGUGCCAAGACAAUUUUUAGAUCUUGGCCCUUCAGCUGAGACCGAUGAAAUGUCUCAUUCAUCGUCUGAUGAGAGGACCCGUUCAGCCACACCUCUAGCCAAUAUGGAAACAGCAUCCGUGAAAAAUAGUGCGAACCAGGAGAAUUCUAGUUUCAGGGAUGGCAAAAGAAUUGGCAGAGAAGAAAGCCCUGAUUCUGGAUCACAAGGUUGGAAUCAUAGCAAGGUUCAAAAAUUGAAUUCCCCCCCUAGUAAGGGUAUUGAUCAAUCCACUGAGGCCACCAUGAGAAAAGCUCGUGUCUCAGUUCGAGCCCGAUCAGAAGCUCCCAUGAUCACUGAUGGAUGCCAAUGGAGAAAAUAUGGACAGAAGAUGGCCAAAGGAAACCCAUGUCCUAGAGCCUACUAUAGGUGCACCAUGGCAGUCGGUUGUCCAGUUCGCAAACAGGUUCAACGUUGUGCUGACGAUAGAACGAUCUUGAUAACAACUUAUGAAGGCAGUCAUAAUCACCCUUUGCCUCCAGCUGCCGUGGCAAUGGCAUCCACAACAACAGCAGCUGCAAGCAUGCUACUUUCUGGGUCAAUGUCAAGUGCAGAUGGGUUAAUGAACCCAAAUUUGCUAGCGAGAGCAAUCCUUCCAUGCUCAUCCAGUAUGGCAACAAUUUCAGCUUCAGCUCCAUUCCCAACUGUAACAUUAGACCUUACCCACAACCCAAAUUCACAACAAGUCCUAAGGCCUCCCACCCAUUUACAGGUCCCUUUUGCAGGCCAACCCCAGAAUUUUGCCUCUGUCACAGCCCCACAAUUGCCCCAGGUUUUUGGUCAAGCCCUUUAUAACCAAUCAAAAUUCUCUGGCCUCCAGUUGUCUCAGGAAAUGGGGUCCUCGCAAUUACACCACCAAUCUCAACCCCAACAAUUGCAACCAGCACAGCAGCCCUCAUUAGUUGACACAGUCAAUGCUGCGACGGCUGCCAUCACUGCGGAUCCCAACUUCACUGCAGCACUGGCUGCUGCCAUCUCUUCCAUUAUUAGUGGUGCUAACGGCAACGCCACCACCAGCAACAAUAACGGCAAUAUUACCAACAACACAAGCAACAGAAACUAGAGGGGGUUCUUAUAUUGUUUUUAUCCUUUAUUGUUAGAGUUUCUCGGUGUCCUUUCUUUUAGUUCUUCGUUUUUUGGUGUCCAUAUUUUUUUUUUUCUUCUUGGGGGAAAGAGGGAUUAAUUAGAACACAAAAUUACAUUUCUUUGUUAUUAUUUCAUUAUGAAUAACUUUGUUUCUUAUUGUCUAGGAAUUAAUACAGGAAAAGAAAGGAAUAUUUCAAUUAUGACUA
Messenger RNA from Hevea brasiliensis (rubber tree), 2876 nucleotides. RefSeq names its product probable WRKY transcription factor 31. The transcript is spliced from 6 exons. Gene Ontology annotation, biological process: regulation of DNA-templated transcription. Gene Ontology annotation, molecular function: DNA-binding transcription factor activity; sequence-specific DNA binding. Bases 869 to 2647 code for a protein of 592 amino acids. Lineage: Eukaryota; Viridiplantae; Streptophyta; Magnoliopsida; Malpighiales; Euphorbiaceae. The record is from RefSeq and is a predicted model, not a curated record.